AUGAAAACCAAAUUCAUCCACGGGGUUUCCUCGUCUCGCUCCAUGUCGCUGGGGCUCGCGGUCACGGAGAACGAGCUGCAGGUGCAGCCUGACGCCCGCGAGCACGAGUGGAAGGAGCCGCAGCGGCCCGAGCCGCAGGCCGAGCCGGACACCCGGCAGAGGGCGUGUCUGUGGUGCAGGGAGUUUCUUCACGGAGCGUGGAAGAGCGUGGACGAGAGCGACUUCCACAUCGCCGUCAUCAGAGGAGGUCUGAGCAACAAGCUCUUCCUGUGCAGUCUCUCUGACAGCGUGGACACAGUUGGGGACGAGCCGAGGAGCGUCCUGCUCCGUCUCUACGGCGCCAUCCUGCAGGACAAACCUUCCCCAAAGGAACAAAGUCUUGAGCUCACUAGUUCCUAGGUGAACUUCUCCAAACAUGACGGUACAGUAUGAGAUCUGUGACGUGUCCACACACACACACACACACACACACACACACACACACACACUCUGCUGUCCACAGACACCGCGGGGUCAGCGUGGGGUCAAAGCUCAUCCUGUUGUUGUGAGUGAGACACGAGGAAGAGGACGUGACUCUUCUUCACUGAUUGGCUGUUUGACCUCUGACCUCUCCACUGACCUCUACAGGCUGCAAACAUAGCAGCACUUUGGUUACGAGGGAGUGAUUUUAUUUACGACUCAUAUCGUACAAGUGUUUAUCGCGAUGUUAGCGUAUUAUCGGCCUCUGCACAUUUACGACACAGUGACGUCCUCGCUCGCUCACUCGCUGACGUGCAUGGAUGAGUUUAGUUCAUGUGUUCAUCAUGAUGUCUUCAUUAAGUAUUGACUACAGUCUGUGUCUCACCAGCACAUGAGCCGUUAGCUUUUAUUGCUCCUUUAAAAACGCCGUGUCCUUCGCCGUGGCAACGGCUGCUGCCGUGUCAUCAAAAGCCCGACAUGAGUCAGGAAGUCUGAGCGCUCAGGAACUAAUGACUCAACAGAGGGAACAGUGUUUCUGGGGACGUGUGAGGACAUGUGGGGACAUGCUAUGGUAACACCUGUCGUCCACAGCUUUACAAACACUUUUAUAAAAACAAAUGUUCCACAUGUGAUUUUAUGAUUUGUCUCUGCUUCAGGAACUACAACCCCGUCACAAUAAAAGCAUCUGUGUGGAACUCAAACCCCGUCUACAGAUCCUCUCAUGUCUACAUGUCCUCUCAUGUCCACAUGUCCUCAGUGUCUGUGAACUGGUUCUGUACGGUCUGCUGUGGCGGCGUGGUGGACAGGUGGGUGUUGGCGCUGAUGUGCAGCCUCACAGGUGUUUAUGGACACUCUUGUCUUUGUCUCUUGUUGACAGAUGUCCUGCAAUAAAGGAGACACCCGACUGUCCAACAAAGAAAAUCACGUCCAGGUGAGUGACCUGACGUCUGUCCACUGACCUUUGUCUCUGUGUGACACACACACACACACACAGUUGGAUGAACAGGAAGUCUCAUGUCUGACUCUGUGUGAUGGGGGGCGUGUCCACACGGCCGUAGACUGAAAGAACAGCUGAUGCUGAGGCUCCACCCCCCCCCAAGCUUAUCUCACUGUUGUGUGUGAGUGAUGGACACCACCAGAGAUUAUUCUCCAGAGCUGAGUCAGUGUCACAUGACAGUGAGGUGACGAGGUCAAAGGUCACACACACACAAAACAUAUUGAUGACACAUUUACAAGGUUCAUUGAACGCAUCAACACACUGACCUCUGCAUUAUUUUAUUAAUAUUUGACAGAUUGUGUGUGUGU
Messenger RNA from Solea senegalensis (Senegalese sole), 1764 nucleotides. RefSeq names its product choline kinase alpha-like. Lineage: Eukaryota; Metazoa; Chordata; Actinopteri; Pleuronectiformes; Soleidae. The record is from RefSeq and is a predicted model, not a curated record. The transcript has 3 exons. Bases 1 to 399 code for a protein of 132 amino acids.